AAAUACCUUCUUAUCACAUCACUGAUAUCUCUGCACUCACUCAUUCAGAUCACUCAUUUCCAUUCAUCCACUCCAUUUUCUACCAUGACUGCUGAAAUGAUUAAAGGUGCUCUUGUCUCCUCUUUCGUUCAGAUCACAAUUGACAAUUUGGCUUCUCGUUUUGGAGACAUAUUUCGUGGAGAUAAAAGCAACAAGAAGAUGCUAAGCAACUUGAAGGUGAAGCUCCUGGCCGUUGAUGUUGUGGCUGAUGAUGCAGAACAGAAACAGUUCACAGAUGGACGUGUUAGAGAAUGGCUUCUCCAAGCCAAAGAUGCCGUGUUUGAUGCAGAGGAUCUCUUGGAGGAAAUAGAUCAUGCACUCUCCAAAACCCAAGUGGAAGCUCAAUCUCAUAGUACUGCUACAAAGGUGUGGAAUUCCCUCAAAUCUCCUUUUGUCAGUUUCUUUAAAAAUGAAAUUGAAUCAAGGAUGGAAAAACUCAUUGAGAACCUAGAAUAUCUAGAAACACAGAGCCAUGUUCUAGGUUUGAAAAGGAAUGAUGAUGUUGGGGAGGGAUCAAGAUCGGGAAGUAAAUUACGAUCAACGUAUUUGCCAAACGAUAGUGUUAUCUACGGCAGAGAUGAUGACAAAGAAUUUGUGUUUAACUGGCUCACAUCUCACACUCACAACAAUCUGUCUAUACUUUCUAUUGUGGGAAUGGGAGGGGUGGGUAAGACCCUUCUUGCCCAACAUGUAAUCAAUGAUCCAAGGACGGAUGAGGCUAAAUUUGAUGUCAAAGCUUGGGUCUGUGUUUCUGAUGAAUUUGAUGUGUUCAAGGUAUCCAAAACUAUUCUUGAGCAUGUUACUAGAUCAACUAAUAAUAGUAGAGAUAUCGAGAUGGUUCACCAAAGUUUGAAAGAAACAUUGACAGGGAAAAAAUUUCUUCUUAUUUUGGAUGAUGUUUGGAACGAAAACCAAUCUAAAUGGGAAGAAGUGCAGAAGCCCCUUCUCUACGGAGCCCAAGGUAGUAGGAUUGUUGUGACUACCCGUAGUAAGGAAGUUGCUUCUACCAUGCGGUCAAAAGAACGCUUUCUAGAGCAAUUGCCGGAAGGUCCUAGCUUAGAUUUGUUUGCUAAACAUGCAUUUGCAGAUGAUUAUGAUGCUCAAUCAAAUCCAGAGUGCAACAAAAUUGGCGAGAAGAUUGUUAAAAAAUGUAAAGGACUGCCUCUUGCCUUGAAAACAAUAGGAAGUCUAUUAUACAACAAAUUAUCUGUUUCAGAAUGGGAAUUUGUGUUCCAAAGCGAGAUAUGGGACCUUCCAAAAGAGCGAUGUAAUAUUGUUCCCGCCUUAGCAUUGAGCUAUAUCCACCUUCCUCCCCAUUUGAAGGUCUGCUUUGCUUACUGUGCCCUAUUUCCGAAGGAUUAUAAGUUUAAAAAGGAACAUUUGAUUGAGUUAUGGAUUACUGAAAAUUUCCUACAACACGGUAAGAGUCCAGAAGAAACUGGCCAACAAUACUUCAAUGAACUACUAUCAAGGUCCUUCUUUCAACGAUCAGGUGAUGCGGAAGAAGUAUUUGUCAUGCAUGACCUUCUAAAUGAUUUGGCAAAAUAUGUCGCCGGAGACAUAUAUUUCAGGUGCGAAGUUGGUCAAACAAAUGAGAUACAAAAAGUAUCUCGGCAUGUUUUAUUUGAACUUCGUAACCAUGGAUGCUUUAGUGGGUUUGGAACUUUAUGUAAAACGCAAAGGUUGCGAACAUUUCUGCUAACACCAGAUAGGAAAAUGGUUUUCUUUUGGAAAAUGAUUUUCUUUUGGAGUUGCAAUAUGUCCAUACAUAAAUUGUUCACCAAGUUCAAGUUCUUGCGUAUCUUAUCGCUCUCUCGUUGUUAUAGCCUUAAAGAGUUACCUGACUCUGUCGGCAUUCUUGAGCAUCUCCGUUCGUUAGACCUCUCCCGGACUUAUAUCAAAAAACUAUCUGAAAGUAUAUGCUCACUUUCCCACUUGCAAAUACUGAAGUUGAACUACUGUAUGGAUUUGGAGGAGUUGCCCUCAAAUUUGCAUUUAAUCACCACUUUGUGUCGUCUUGAAUUUACAUCCACUAAAGUGAGAAAAGUGCCACCAGGUUUGGAAGAACUAAAGAAUCUUAAAGUAAGGAUGGAUAUAUUUAAAGUUGACCAUAGCAUGGAGUCGGGUAUUCAACGGCUAGGAAAGCUCAACAACCUUCAUGAAAGCCUAGCAAUUGAGGGGCUGCAGAACAUUGAGAAUCCCCGAGAAGCAUUAAAAGCAGAUUUGAAGAAUAAAACACACCUACUGAAGUUGGCGUUGGGAUGGGAGAGGACCGGGAACUCUAUUGAUUCAAAAAAGGAAGAGGACGUAAUUGAGAAUCUGAAACCUCCUAAAAACUUGAAGGAGUUGUCAAUCUUCAACUAUGGUGGCAAACAACUUCCAAAUUGGUUACUAGAGAAUUCACUGUGGAAUAUGGUGUUAUUAAAGUUGGAUGGAUGUGAAUCUUGCCAAAGUUUACCUCCGCUUGGUCUUUUGCCAUUUCUUAAGGACCUGUAUAUUUCAGGGUUUGAUGAGAUAGUGAGCAUUGAUGUUGGUUUUCAUGGGAAUAACUCUUCUUCAUUUCAAUCCCUUGAAAGGUUGGAGUUCUCCAAUAUGAGGCAAUGGGAAAAAUGGGAAUGCCAAGCUGUGACAGGUGCUUUUCCAAAUCUUCGAAUUCUUUCUAUAAAGGAUUGUCCGAAACUGAAAGGACAGCUGCCAGAGCUACCUGCUCCUUUGGGAAUGCUAGAAAUGAGAGACUGCCAACAACUUGAAGGUUUCGCUCCCAGGGCUCUAGAAUUAAAGCUACAUAACUGUGGAAAGGUGCAAUUGGAUUGGGCUACAAUGGAAUGGUUGAGAAUGGGUGGGCACCACAUGAAAGCAUUAUUCUGUGAAAGGGAUGGGUCCCACACUCUUGAUGAGUUGGAAAUUGAAGAGUCAAUCAAUGAUGACAGCUUUUUUCUAAGCAUAUUUCCAUUAGAUUCCUUCCCAACACUCGAGGUCCUUACUCUAAGUCGGUUAAAGAAUCUGCAGAUGAUUUCACUUGAUCAAGCUCAUCAUCAUCUCGAUGAUCUAACAAUCAGUAAGUGUCCUAAACUAGAAUCAUUGCCUGGAAGCAUGCAUAUGUUGCUUCCAUCUCUUAGGAGCUUAUGUAUAAAAGACUGUCCAAGACUUGAGUUGUUGUCUGGCGGAGAUUUGCCGUCAAAUCUAACCGAGAUGAGACUCGAGAACUGCUCUAGACUUGUUGGCUCAUUGAAAGGAGGUUUCAGAGACGGUUCGUAUUUGGGAAGGUUGUCCAUUAGGGAACUGGAUGCAAAAUGUUUUCCUGAAGAAGGUUUGCUUCCAACCUCUCUUACUUAUCUAACCAUCGGUGAUUGUCCAAACCUAGAAGAAUUAGACUAUAAGGGGCUUUCUCAACUCUCAUCUCUCCGAUCAUUGACUCUUGAGCACUGCCCCAAACUCCAAUGCUUACCAGAGCAGGGUCUUCCCGAGUCAAUUUCGAAUCUUACAAUACAAAAUUGUCCUUUGCUCAAACAGCGUUGCCAGAGAGGAGGCGAAGACCGGGAAAAGAUUGCUCAGAUUCGAUAUAUCUAUUUAUUCAACUAAUUAUUUGAAGCGGAGAGAUGGAUCGGUCCAACAAACGUUUGCAACUUCUCAAACAACAACUCCUGAAUUCUGUGACCAAUUCGACACAUAGCUGUUUAAGUUUUGAAUGGUAUAAAGGAUGAUUAAGAGAGAAUGAAGAUACUCAAUUAGCAUUGUCUGAGAUUCAUCAUUUUUGACAGCACUUAUCCGUUCAAGAAGUGUGGAUGCACCUGUUAGGGAAGAAGAGAAGGGGACAGACUUACUUCACAUAUAUGUUUGGUUACAAAAAAUACAAUUAUUCUUCUUCUAUUAUUAUAAAGACUUAAUCUUAUCAGAGCAUGUUAUGGAACUUAACAAGCAGUAAUAAGGUGCAAGAUUUGAAUGUAAGGGUGAUAAAAAUCAUUGUAUCUCCAAAACUAGAAGGAACCUACAUUUUACAAGCACUAGAAUAUAUUGGAUGAUAAAAUGUAUUCA
Molecule: messenger RNA, 4074 nt
Organism: Vigna unguiculata (cowpea)
Lineage: Eukaryota; Viridiplantae; Streptophyta; Magnoliopsida; Fabales; Fabaceae
Product: putative disease resistance RPP13-like protein 1
Molecular function (GO): ADP binding
Source: RefSeq, a predicted model, not a curated record